AUGGGGUGUUUCUUGCGGCCAUUGCUGCGCAGCUUGCGCAACAAGUCCAAAUCCAAGUCCAAAUUGUCGUCGCAGGAGCGCCCAGAAGAAAAGCCCCCGCUGAGAGCCCCCGAACGCGGAGGAGCUGCCCCGGUCGUAACUGAAAAACGUCCGGUGAGCGACGAGCCCCAGACACCAUCUACGGCAAACCCGCCCGUGUCCACCAUUACGCUUGUGUCCUCGCAGUCUGGUGUCGCGACGGACGCGCCGCCAUAUGAACUGGCUGGCAGUUCACCGCCAACUUCUGAUUCGAAGCCUGUUCCACAGACUAUUACUGUUGAAGAAAGCAUCGCAGAGGUCAAGGACAAUGAAGUCGAUGGCAUUGUUGAAAACGACACUGAGGUCAAGGACACCGAGGUCAAGGACACCGAGGUCAAGGACACCGAGCCCAAGGACAUUUUCAAGGAAAAUGACACUGUGGACCGCGACAUUGUGAACAAUAGCAACCAGGACAAUGACGCUAAGCCCGACAUGAUCGCAGAAAACAAUGUCUUGAACAGCGACAUAGUUGACAAUGGUAUUGCAGACAGUGACACUGUGGACAACAGCUAUGAAGCGGGCGCCAUCAAACCCGACGAUAGCGCAGAAACCGACAUCUGGGCCACUGCGUACCAGUCAUUCGUCCGACGAGAAGGGGAAUUGGCCACAGCCUAUGAAACGCACCUUACUACCAUCACUGAUGCCGACAGUCCUACCCUGAGGGACUUGACAAGUACCGACUGGGCCAAGUCUACGGUCAAGCAUUUGGAAGAGAAGCGCCAGUCGAAUCAGUGGAAGUUUUCCUUCCUUGGGAGAGAUAUCAAAGUUCGAGAACAAGCUGAAAAGCUCACCAAAACCCUCUCUUUAUGUGACAGCGUCGUAAAACAGGCCCUGAGUGCACAGCCGUUUGCCGCCCUGGCAUGGUCUGGCGUAUCAAUUCUUUUGCCCCUUCUCGAAAAUGCAUCAACUGAACAUGGGUCCAUGCUGGCGGCUUUCGACUCUAUGCAGCGUGUCCUGGUCUACUGGAAAAUCUACCAUGAUGCCUUCCCAACCGAGAUCAGUGUUGAGCACAAUCGCGCGACAUGGGACCAGCUGGUCAAGCUGUAUUCUCACAUCUUUGAGUUUCAGGCUCGUGUCAUUUGUCACAUGUCCAAGACGCAGCUCUCACGUGGCUUGGAAAAUGCCACUGGCUCAAAUGAUUGGGAAAACAAGGCUGCACUCGUCGACAAGCUCAGCAAUGAUUGCAAGAAGUGUACUGACAUAGCACACGCUAGAGAGGCACAACGGAAUUGCGAACAGCGGCUGAAGGAGAUAUACGAGUCACGACAAGCCCUUCAAGGUAUUCAUGAACUUCUGGAAGAUGAGAGACGGCAGCGAAAAAGCGACCGUAACGAUGACCAAGAGCGCGCUCUAUUAUCGCUCCUAGCAGCAAAUCAUGAAGAGUACAAGAACUUCAAUCCUCCCAAACUUGAAGGCACUUGCGGUUGGUUCUUGGAAGAUGAACACUUUUGCUCUUGGAGAGACAGAAGCGAUUCGAGCCUUCUUUGGGUAUCGGCCGGUCCUGGGUGUGGAAAAUCCGUCCUUUCGCGCUCCCUCAUUGACGACUGGCAGCUCACCACAAGUCCCGCAACUUCUACCGUUUGUCACUUCUUUUUCAAAGAUGGAGACCAAAGCCGCGUGCACAGCCACGAUGCCCUUUCCGCCAUUUUGCAUCAAUUAUUCAUCCAAGAUCUGACGGGCAGAUUCAUGGAAAACGCUCUACAUCGACACAAGAAUUAUGGAGAUGCACUGCGCAAGAACUCUAACGAACUCUGGAAUACACUACUGGACUGUGCCUCCAAGCCGGACGCUGGCGAGAUCAUCUGCGUCCUCGAUGCACUCGACGAGUGUAGAGAAGAUGAGAGAAACAUCAUAGUGGAGAAGCUCACAGCUUUCUAUUCCAAUACUGAAACGGCAGCGCGACGCACAUGCCGACUGAAGUUCCUCAUCACAUGCCGACCUUACUACCAAAUCGAGCGCUCGAUUAACAGCCUGUCGGACGCCUCGUCUAUGAAAAUAGACGGCAAUGACAAAUCUCCAGCUAUCAGCGCAGAUAUCAACCUUGUCAUCGAUGACAAAAUCCCCAAUCUGCUCGGAAACUUCAGCAAACAGGAUCAAGAACGCAUUGCAGAACAUCUCAAGAGCAUGAACAAUCGCACAUAUCUAUGGUUACGCUUGACCUUUUCUAUCAUUGAAAAAAACCCUGUUAGCUACGGCAAGCUCUCAGACGUGAACGGUUUGCUCCAGGAGCUCCCCGAAGGACAUCUACAAGCUUAUGAGAAAAUGCUCAACCAAAUGAAUGACCUUCGCCACACUCCCAAUCUUUUACAGCUCAUUCUUGCGGCAAAUCGACCUCUCAGUCUCGAUGAGGCCAACCAUGCUCUCGCGUUGGCUGAUCCUGGACAAUCAGUCCAGCUCUGGCCGAGGGACUCAUUCAAAGAUAUCGUGAAGAAUUUUGGUGGCCUUCUUGUUGAUGUACACGAUUCCAAAAUCUCGUUCAUCCACCAGACGGUGAGAGAAUUCUUGACAAAGUCCUCAGAAGAUGAUGGCAAGAAAUGGAAAUGGAAGGGGCGUUUCAAGCCUCCCGUCUAUCAUAAGGCUAUCACUCGUGCUUGUAUCCGUUGCCUUUCACUACCGGAGCAGCAAUCAUCUGCUCAUGGUGUCACAGCAGCAAAAGAUGCCGAUGCAUUCUACCUAUAUGCUCACGAUUACUGGACGGAGCAUUGCAGAGAGCUGGACACGAAGAUAAGCGGGGAACUCCUACAAAAAGCAGUCGAGUUGUGCCACGUAGAUGUGAAGACCUCGCAGUGGGUGUGCUCUUGUUCCUUCCAGUGGACUGAUGAGCAUCUUGACCGUCACCAGCUGAAAUGGUACAAAAUGACUGACCUGGCAGUGGCAGCCUACUUUGGGCUGUUUUCAGUGGUUCGUGCCCUGAUCAAGAAAGGCAACGUCAAUAUCAACGCAAAGAUUCGUGAUAUUGGUACCGCCCUCCACAUGGCUUCGUGUGCAGGCUAUAUUAAUGUGAUCGAACUUCUCCUUGAUCACGGAGCCGACAUCCAUUCGACGAGCAAGAGUGGAGAAACACCACUCAUGCUAGCUGCCACAAAUGCUCAAAGGGAUGCGUUUGUAUUACUUCUCGACAGAGGAGCCGGCCAGAGUGAGGAAAUACCAAACCUCCUUGUUGCGGCGGCCCAGAUGCGGUCUUCGAAUGAGCUCACAGCCAUGAUUCUUGAGAAGCGGGGAGUGAAGAUUCAAAUCACGCCAGAUCUCCUCGUAAGGAUCGCAGAGAAAGGGUAUGCAUCUGGAACCAUAGAAGCCAUCUUUGACUACUUUGGAGACCAAGUGGAAGUAACACCAGACGUGAUCCUCGCAGCGGCAAGAAUAGAGUUUUCUGCGGUCUUCAUGAAUUUACUCUUCGAGAAACGGGGAGCACAAAUUGAGAUCACGCAGGAUGUUAUUGAAGCGGCGAGUUACUCGAGCCUGCAAUGCUUCAGAGAGAGACUAGGCGAUGAAAUUGUGCCGGAAGAGACUUUACUCAAAGCAAAAAUCAAGGAAUCACAAGCACUAAAAGAGAGGUGGUUCACACCAACCGACUCAAUCCUCUAUGAAGAACAAAUGGGCUCGUUCCAAACCACCACUAAUGGCGAUGUGAUCCAUCUUCCUAAAAUAAAAAGUGCGUUGCAGAGGGUUUGCUAG
This is a messenger RNA of Pestalotiopsis fici W106-1, 3753 nucleotides long. RefSeq lists its product as uncharacterized. The transcript is spliced from 3 exons. The record is from RefSeq and is a predicted model, not a curated record. The coding region runs from base 1 to 3753 and encodes 1250 amino acids. Gene Ontology annotation, molecular function: protein binding. NCBI's taxonomy places the organism in Eukaryota, Fungi, Ascomycota, Sordariomycetes, Amphisphaeriales, Sporocadaceae.